GCUUGCCGGAUGAGAAGGGGCGAUUUCAGAUUCUUCACAUCCACACGGUGCGGAUGCGGGAACACCAGCUGCUGGCGGAGGACGUGGACAUUGCAGAACUGGCGGUUGAGACGAAAAACUUCAGCGGUGCUGAAUUAGAAGGUUUAGUUCGAGCUGCUCAGUCUACCGCGAUGAACAGACACAUUAAGGCCAGCAACAAAGUGGAAGUGGAUAUGGAGAAAGCAGAGAGCUUGCGUGUGACAAGAGGAGACUUCUUUGCAUCUCUGGAGAACGAUAUCAAACCAGCGUUUGGAACCAACCAGGAAGACUAUGCAAGCUACAUCAUGAACGGGAUUAUCAAGUGGGGUGAUCCAGUGACGAGAGUUUUGGAUGAUGGGGAGCUGCUUGUUCAACAGACUAAGAACAGCGACCGCACACCUUUGGUUAGCGUUCUUCUAGAAGGUCCCCCCCACAGUGGGAAGACUGCGUUAGCAGCAAAAAUAGCAGAAGAAUCCAACUUCCCCUUUAUCAAGAUCUGUUCUCCCGAUAAGAUGAUUGGAUUUUCUGAAACGGCCAAGUGCCAGGCUAUGAAGAAGAUCUUCGAUGACGCGUACAAGUCCCAGCUCAGCUGUGUUGUCGUGGAUGACAUUGAGAGACUUCUAGAUUAUGUCCCAAUUGGACCCCGGUUCUCUAAUCUGGUGUUGCAAGCGCUCCUUGUACUGCUCAAGAAGGCCCCCCCUCAGGUAAGCAA
This is a messenger RNA of Pterocles gutturalis (yellow-throated sandgrouse), 730 nucleotides long. RefSeq names its product vesicle-fusing ATPase. The transcript has 6 exons. Gene Ontology annotation, biological process: intra-Golgi vesicle-mediated transport; SNARE complex disassembly; Golgi to plasma membrane protein transport. Lineage: Eukaryota; Metazoa; Chordata; Aves; Pterocliformes; Pteroclidae. The annotation marks the transcript as partial. The record is from RefSeq and is a predicted model, not a curated record. Gene Ontology annotation, cellular component: Golgi stack. Gene Ontology annotation, molecular function: ATP hydrolysis activity; ATP binding.